AUGGACAAGCUAAAAAAAUAUCGAGAUCAAUGGUGGAAUCAGGGCAACUUUCAUCCCAUGGCAGAAUGGGAAAAAGUGAAACUCCCAUAUAUACUUGCGGAAAAUGUGACUAUUGAUAAAUAUGAAGAACGUACAGACAGAUUUAAUGUCCGCGGAUGUUGGGAAUGGGAUGCUAAAUUCGAAAAAAACGGAGUAGUUUUAGGCGAAGUGGCAGUUUAUGAGCUUCCGUUACAAGCACAUGAGGUUUGCGCCGGCGAGAUCUCUAGUUUAAUUUUUGAGCAGUGUCUUCCUGCUAAUCGGACAGAUGCUAAAAUUUAUAUUUUGGCAGCAACACGGACUCGUGUCCGCGGUUUUGGCAAAGAAGCCGAUGGGUCAUUUCGCCCUGAAAAAUCUUCAGUAGAUUUACCAAAUGGGAGCGAUGGAUUGAAUGCACCAUGGCCAAAUCUCGUGGUAGAAGUCGCAUCUUCAGAGUCUACUCGUCACGUCAAAGAAAAGGCAAGGAAUUACUGGCUAUACAACAAUCGCGUUCGUGACGUAAUUAUUGUUAAGCUUUAUGAUGCUGCCGAAAACCAAAUCCCAAGCCGUAUGAAAUUUGAUACACACGAUGCAAAUGGUGAUCCGUUAAGCUAUCAAGAAGGAACACAUGUGAUUAGAAUUCCUUUAGAUUGUUUAUAUCACGACGUAAAACCCCCGAUUGAAAUUCCUAGAAGUGUUCUCCCGGAUCCUAUCAUACUAGAUUUCUUUUUUGUUAGGAAAGCAAUCCUCAAAUCAUUUAGUUAUAAAUGCGAAUAA
Messenger RNA from Racocetra fulgida, 792 nucleotides. The record is from the annotation of a GenBank genome assembly. NCBI's taxonomy places the organism in Eukaryota, Fungi, Glomeromycota, Glomeromycetes, Diversisporales, Gigasporaceae.